AUGGGAUUACAAUGCCACGGUCCCAUUUGGGUCAUCGAUGACCUUACACCCUGUUUCCAACGCAACUACCUUCAAAUUUUCUUUCCGCUUAUUACCUGCGGUCUCUCCCUUCUUCUAAUUGCUUUUGGCAUCGGUUAUCCUCGACUCGCGGAAUGGCGACGCUCCGCAUACCGGCCUCUAGUCAAUGACAACACCGACGACGAAACCGAGGAAGAAGAAGAUGUCACCGAUCUCGUCUUACACAAAUCUGCCAGUCGCAUCUCGCACGGCGAUUUCGAGGUUAACCGCGCCCCGGGACAGCUGCUCAUUGUCAUCACCGAGCUUAUUGGGUUGCUGAUUGAAAUUGGUGUCUCUAUCACUGUGCUCGUCACUCAGGCUUGGGGACACAAUGGCAAUGUAGCUGCCGCCGCAAAGCUAGUAUCGUGGGCUUAUAUAUUUGCCCUGGUCGUCGCCCGUUUUGUGCUAUCUGCUCUGGACAAACAAACCAAGCCACGACUGUGGAAUCACACCACCUCCUUGUACGGCAUCCAAUGGCUCUUGGUUAUCUUUGUAUUCCGUUCCGAGGUCAUCCACCCGCAUUCAAGACACGCCCUCGUCCUCUCCUCCGUCGAGUUCGCCGUCUCGACCGUCUUGGUUUUUCUGUCCAUCACCACUAGAAGGGGCAACAAGAGUGUCUUGCUUCAGCGCGAAGAUGACCUCGAGCCACCACACCAGCCAUACGCUAGUCUGUUGUCGCUAAUCACUUUCUCCUGGCUGGACCCCCUCAUCCGACAGGGAUAUUACCAACCCUUGGAGCUGGAAGAUGUAUGGAACUUGACCGUGUCGCGCCAUGCCAGUACCAUUUUGAACCAGUUCCGCCAGCAGUACAAAAACUACAAGCUGCUCUGGAAGCUGCUGCGCUAUUUCGACAAAGACCUCAUGACCCAGGCCGCUUGGACCGUCUUUUCAAACUUGUUCACCUUCAUCCCGACUUUGUUGCUGAAGGCCAUCCUCGAGUAUGUCGAAGACCCGCGAUCGACACCAGCAAAUGCCGCCUGGCUUUAUGCUAUUUUAUUGUUUGUGUCGGGCGCCAUGCAAGGUAUAGCCGAUGGCCAGGCGCUCUGGAUUGGUCGAAACAACAUCGGUCUCAAAUUACGUGCCAUCGUCAUUGGUGAAAUCUAUUCCAAGGCAAUGCGACGCAAAGCCGGCGCGACUACCGAGGCCAAGGAAGAGGACGAAGAAGUCUCCAAGAAGAAAAAGAAAAAGUCCGACAAGGAGGAGGAGAACCCGGCCCAGAUGGCGAGGCUUGGUACCAUUAUUAACUUGAUGGCAAUCGACUCAUUCAAGGUCAGCGAGGUUUCUGCCUAUCUUCAUUUCCUAUUGGCUAGUGUGCCAACCCAAGUGAUUAUCGCCAUUGUUUUGCUGUAUCGCGUUCUUGGUUUCAGCUCCUUCGCCGGGAUUGCCCUGAUGGUUUUGAUUCUGCCCGUCAAUCUCUUCAUCGCGCGCAGCUUCCGCCACAUCCAAAACGAAAUCCUUGCUAAGACCGAUGCUCGCAUCCACUCAACCAACGAGGUCUUGCAGAAUAUCCGAAUCAUUAAAUAUUUUGCGUGGGAACGUCGGUUUAAGGAAAUUGUUAAUGAGAAACGACAAGAAGAACUCAAGGCUUUACGGCACAGAUACAUUUUGUGGUCAUGUGCCGCCACGGUAUGGUACGGGACCCCGAUUCUCAUCACCUUCACGACAUUCCUACUCUACACAGUGGUUGAGAAGAAGCCGUUAGCUCCGUCCAUCGCCUUCCCAGCCUUGUCCAUGUUUUCUCUCCUCCGUGUUCCACUGGACCAACUGGCAGACAUGAUUGCCCACGUUCAGGAAGCCCAAGUAUCAAUUGAACGUGUGGAAAAAUUCUUGGGCGAGGAAGAAACGCAAAAGUACAGCCAGCUACGUAACCACCACCCCGAGGAGCCUCCUAAGAUUGCCCUCGAAAAUGCCACCUUGACAUGGGGCUCCAAGUCUAGCAGAGACACUCAAGACGCCAGUGGAGAUGCGUUCCAACUCAUCAAUAUGAACGUUUCGUUCAAGCUCGGUGCCUUGAAUAUCAUCGCCGGCCCCACCGGGUCCGGGAAGACUUCACUUUUGAUGGCUCUUUUGGGUGAAAUGAGACUCCUGACAGGUCAUGUCCAUCUUCCUGGAGUGACAACAAACCGUGCCGAGUUGCCUGUGGACCCGGAAACCCUACUGACCGAGAGCAUUGCGUACUGUGCUCAAGAAGCAUGGCUUGUUAACGACACAAUCAAAGAGAACAUUGUCUUCGCCUCACCCUUUGAUAAGCAGCGUUACAAUGCAGUCAUACAAGCCUGUGCUCUCGAACGCGACUUUACCAUCUUAGAAGCCGGAGACGAGACCCUAGUUGGUGAAAAAGGUAUCAGUCUUUCCGGUGGUCAAAAGCAACGCAUCUCCCUUGCACGCGCAAUGUACAGCAGUGCUCGUCAUUUGUUGCUAGAUGACUGUCUCAGCGCGGUUGAUUCCCACACCGCGAAGCACAUUUUUCACGAGGCUAUUAGAGGCUCUCUUAUGGCACACCGGACUUGCAUCCUUGUUACCCACAACGUUGCUCUCACUGUUCCCGAAGCCGACUACGUUGUUGUUAUGGAUAAUGGAAAGAUUUCGACCCUAGGAACUUCCGACAAGGUUGCAGCAUCUGGAGCCCUUGGAAAAGAGCUUCUGGAAUCGCGUCCAACGUCACGAGCAGGCUCAAAGGCCCCAUCUCGAGUUUCAUCCGAUCUAGAAGAACAGGUGGAACGUGUCAAUGGAGACUCUAAUGGAACCACAAACGGAGCUGCUAAAGCAGUUCCUGGUGCCCAAGCUUCUGAAGGUAAAAAAUCCGGACAAACUCACAAGGAGUCCAAGGCUACUGGGAGUGUUAAGUGGUCAACCAUCAAAAUGUACCUGGUUGCCAUGGGCCCCUGGUAUUAUUGGAUUGCCGGUGUUGGCGUCUUCGUGGCGCAACAGAUUGGUAAUGCUGCAACCAACGUGUGGAUUCGCCAGUGGGCAAAUGCAUACAAUGUUCAACAAGACAAGCCUGCAGAUGUUGAUAGCUAUGGAAUCAUGUCCGAUCUCAAGGCACCGUCUUUCGUUGCAGGCAGUGUGCCGCGCAUGAGUUCUUGGGGUGGUGUUCAAUUAAACCCGUUCAGAAGUUCUGAGACAGGAAGUCAAGUGGACGUUAAUUAUUACCUCGGUGUAUAUGCAUUACUCGGUACCGUCUAUGUUCUCGUUUCGUUGAUCCGAGAAUUGGUUCUAUUCUGGGGAUCUCUCCACGCUUCAUGGGAGAUGCACGAGAAGCUACUGACAGCUGUGCUCUACGCCAAAUUCAAGUUUUUUGACUCCACUCCUCUUGGUCAACUGAUGAACAGGUUUUCCAAGGAUGUCGAAGCUGUUGACCAGGAGGUUGCGCCCGUCACCAUUGGUAUGCUUCACAGCCUUGCGUCAGUCAUCAUGAUUGUAGGCAUUGUUUCCUACAUCACGCCGGGUUUCUUGAUCGCUGCUGUGAUCAUCACUUUGACGUUUUCUGCUAUUGGAGCUUUCUAUCUCAACGCCUCAAGAGACCUGAAACGGCUUGAGUCGGUGCAACGUAGUCCCCUGUACCAGCAAUUCGGCGAGACCUUGACUGGAAUCGUCACCAUUCGAGCAUACGGUGAUCCUGAGCGAUUUAUAAUCGACAACCACCGUCGCAUCGACUCGUACAACCGGCCACACAUCUAUCUUUGGGCUGCUAACCGCUGGCUGGCCUUCCGGGCGGAUAUGAUCGGUGCCCUUGUUGCAUUCCUUUCUGCCGCCUUUGUCUUGUUGAAUAUCGGCACCGUCGAUGCUGGUGCUGCUGGUCUAUCUCUGACGUAUGCUGUUACUUUUACAGAAAACGUUCUAUGGCUGGUGCGGUUGUAUGCGGAAGCUCAGACGAACAUGAACUCAGUUGAGCGAGUUCGCGAGUAUCUAGAGGUUGAACAGGAGGCCGAGAAAGUCAUUGAAGAUCGUCGACCACCUUCUGGUUGGCCGGCCAAGGGCGCUGUAGAUUUUGUUGAUUACUCUACUCGAUACCGAUCCGACUUGGACUGUGUUCUAAAAGAUGUCUCAUUCUCUGUCAAUCCUGGAGAGAAGGUUGGUAUCGUUGGGCGAACUGGUGCCGGGAAAAGUUCACUUGCUCUUGCUCUCUUCCGAGGCUUGGAAGCUGAAACAGGGACAAUUAAGAUCGAUGGAAUCGAUAUCGGUACCAUCGGCUUACAAGAUCUGCGUGAGAGCAUCACCAUUGUCCCCCAGGACCCAACGCUUUUCUCCGGAACUAUCCGAAACAACCUAGAUCCUUUUGAUCUAUUUAGUGACGAGCAGAUCUUCGUUGCAUUGCGACGCGUUCAUCUGAUCGGCCAGGACACUUCCGGACUUGCAACUCCGGCAAGCCCAAGCAACCGUUCACUCGAAAAUGUCCCCGCAGCAGCAGGUCCAGUAGUCCAAGAGAACAAGAACAUAUUCCGCAACCUGGAAUCCCCCGUUGCCGAGUCUGGCUCGAAUUUGUCACAGGGACAACGCCAGCUUUUGUGUCUGGCUAGAGCGCUACUUAAGAACCCCCGAGUUCUCAUGAUGGACGAAGCGACUGCUUCCAUUGACUACGCUACCGAUGCCAAGAUUCAAGAGACUCUGCGUGAAUUGGAAGACAGCACCAUUAUCACCAUCGCUCACCGACUGCAAACCAUCAUUGACUAUGACAAGGUCUUGGUCCUGGAUCACGGUAAAGUCAUCGAAUUCGACCACCCGUGGACUUUGAUCAACAAGGAAAACGGCAGUUUCCGAGGAAUGUGUAUGAACAGUGGCAACACCGAAGUUCUCUUUGAGGGGGCUAAGAAGGCAUGGGAAAGCAAGAGACUUGUCGAGACUGACUGA
Messenger RNA from Talaromyces rugulosus, 4908 nucleotides. RefSeq lists its product as uncharacterized. Bases 1 to 4908 code for a protein of 1635 amino acids. The record is from RefSeq and is a predicted model, not a curated record. Gene Ontology annotation, biological process: transmembrane transport. Lineage: Eukaryota; Fungi; Ascomycota; Eurotiomycetes; Eurotiales; Trichocomaceae. The transcript is spliced from 2 exons. Gene Ontology annotation, molecular function: ATP hydrolysis activity; ABC-type peptide transporter activity; ATP binding. Gene Ontology annotation, cellular component: fungal-type vacuole membrane; fungal-type vacuole.